Messenger RNA from Arvicanthis niloticus (Nile rat), 1894 nucleotides. It is a transcript of the gene C1H9orf40, whose product is annotated as chromosome 1 C9orf40 homolog. NCBI's taxonomy places the organism in Eukaryota, Metazoa, Chordata, Mammalia, Rodentia, Muridae. The record is from RefSeq and is a predicted model, not a curated record.
GGGUGGGCGUACGUGCGUGCGCAUCACGGCGCAGGUUCGAAUCUCCGGCGCUGGGCUGCGGCUCCACAACGUCCGGUCCGCCCUCGGGACGGCCCAGCUCCCAGCUCCGGGCCGCCCUCCGCCCUCCGCCCUCCGGCUGCCGCCCGCGCGACCCCCCAUCCCUGGCCCAUGGCCAAGCGGCGUGCGGCUGAGCCGCUCACGUUCCGCGUGCCUUGGAAGCGCCUCCUGCUCAGCGACUUCCCCGAGGAACCGUCGCUCUGGGUCCCGCCGUCUGGGGUGGCUCGGCCCCUCAAACGCCAGGGGGACGCGGGGACCAUGGCGGAGCCUGCGUCUGCUCCCCGCAAGCGACGCGGCGGUGGGGACGACAGACAGGAGCUGCAGAGCUGUAGCCUGGAGCCCGGAGAGCCACCUCCUGGCGAGCAGGAGGAACCCCGGGUUAGCCGGGCCGCGGGCGGCGGCGACCGGGUAGAGAGCGCGGACAGCCACCAAGGAGCCGACGGGGUGCACAGCCAGAAUGAAGACUUUUGGCAGUAUAAUACAUUCCAGUAUUGGAGGAACCCUCUACCCCCUAUUGAUCUGGCAGCUCUUGAAGAUGUGAGCACAAACAGCCUGACAGAAACACUGGAUGACAAGAAUGAAGGAGUUGAGAUUGACAUGGAGUCCUGACAGAAGGAUCUGAAGAAAUGGGAUUCAUUGAAUUUGAGGAGACCUAAAGAAAAAGUUCUUUUCCAUACUUGACAUAAUACUUUUUUCAAACCUGAAAAAUGAGGAAGAGUUUGGGGAUAAAUAACUAAUUGCUACUGAAUCUCCUAAUGGAGAGUUGUCAAGGAUGUGGUACAGCUGCAGACAAAAUACUUUGUGUCUGCAUUUUUAAUGAAAAAGGUUUUGUUCAUGCUCUUGACUUUGAAGACGCUUAUCUUGGAAAAGGAGGAUUGGACAGUUUUAGAGGAAGCACUUGGUCUUCCACACUUGCUGUCAGAUGUUUCUUUGCACCACAAAGCUUAUUUGUGGUGCUUGGAAUGAAUACAUUUAUACAGCUGAUGCUAAUAAAUACUUUCUAGUACAUCUUGUUGGCUCCCCUUGGUUGAACAGAUAGACUUGAGUAUCUAUGCAAAAUUAAAAUGUGAGAUUGUUUCUGAAAGCUAACCUUGUUUUAAAGAGUGUAAUUUAAACUAGUGAGAAUUUCCACUUGGGUAGCUUGUUUUAACAUUCACUAUUUGCUGUUUAUUAAAACAGUAUAGGCAAUGAAUAUAGACAAACAAUGGAUAGAUAGAUAACAGUAGGAAGCAGAUGCCUGCCCCUCCUCCCUUUUUCUGAGAUGAAAGAAAUGAUUUGGUCAGCUUACUGAUUUUGUUUUGGGGACAUUUUUUAUAUUGUUGAUUACUUUAGACCUGUAGUUCUCAAUACUGAUAGCACUUUAACCAUCUCUGCUCGAGCCCUGGUCCUAGAGAGAUCUCAUUCAAAUAUCUGAAGGUGGCUUUACACAUAGGUUUUUGUUUUACUUUUUUGGGGGCAGGGGGUGGGGGUACCGAUUCUGUAUUCCUGUAUUGUGCAGAUGGGGCCAGAACCACUAGGCUAGCAGCUUUUCCUGUUUAAAGGAGAUCACUAGUGCGAGCUCCAACAAUCCCUCUUCAUUAGUUUUGUCAAUAUCUUGUUAUUUGAUGUGUCAUUACUAAUAUAUUGUGUUACAAUUUUAUUUUUAAUAAAAUUGUUUAUGUUUGAGCUAUGUAUCAGUGACUAAUUUUUGUAUUGGAUUCAGAAUGCUGGCUUUGUUACUGAAUAAUUUUGUCUACAUUUCUGUAUUUUUUGACAUUAAAUCCAAUCCAAAAUUUAGAAAAGAUAGUUGAUGUCAAUGAGAGGAAAACCAAGAUUAAUAAAUAGUAUCUACCUCAGA